AUGACGCGAUCCAUUGUAAUUACUCGGCCUCCCUCCUCCGCCGCCGUCCGCUCUCCAGUUGUGUAUCCAGCGGUCAUUUCGGAGGGCUACGUAUCGAUUUUUACAUGCGUGUGUGGGCGGGUUGCAAGAAAGAGACGAGUCUUCGGUUCCCGCACGAAGCUUUUCCAAAGCUAUCCUAUGCUAAUUUCGACUCGGUCCGCCCCUAUUGAAACUUGUUUCGUUUCGCUUUUUUGGGUUGUUUUCGACCAUUUCGCAUGUGAGUUUCUUUUUUUUUCAAAACUUUUGCAGUUUCCUAAUGCUAUUCUACUGCUUUUAUAUCGUGCAUCUUUUCUAAUUUACUCAUCUUUGAAUCGUAUGCAGUGAAUGAGCUUAUCAUUAUUAUGGUUAGAAUUUUUUUAACUCCGAUUUUAUAUCAAGAUACUUUUGUGGUUUUAUUUUUCACCUUUUUUUCUCUUUUUCGAAACCAUCAGUUUUUAAAAAUUUCCCGCUUUUUUUGUGUGAGAUAUUUACUUCUUUUUCGUAAAUUUUCGGAAUUCAAUGAGAAUUUAUUUUUAUUUUAUGGGGAGAAUUUUUUAUUUUGAACUUUGAUUUGGAGUAUUUUUUUGUAGGCGGUCUUCCAGGAAUAUUAUUUAUGUUUUCGAAUUUAUACAAUCUUCUGAUUUUUCGACUCAUUUGUUUUUCUAUUUUUCAACUUCCUUUUUUCAGAAAGAUUUCUUUUUCUCUUAUGAAUUUUUGACGCGAUGUGACUAGGAAAUGGUGAAUAUUCGAACUCUCUUCCGUUCUCAUGUCCAUGUUAUUCGAGUUAAUUUAGAGAUUUAGUUCAAAAGUUUCGAAGAUUUUUUUUUGGAAGAGUAGUGUUUUUCGUUCUUACCGUUUUCAUUCGAGCUUUUUUGAUUACCAUCAAAAAAGUUCGCUAAGCAGAAAUUGCAAGUGAUUCUUUUCAUUCUAAAAAAAAACCGCACUGGCCAAAAUUUUUUUCACAGUUCUGAUUUCAGUUUUUUCCGCCCUUGGCUAUUUUUGAUCGUGAGUCUACCGCAAACUCUGAAUUCCUGAGUAUUUACCUUCACUUUUUGCCUCUGUCUCAAGAGAUUCUCGAGCGAAAACUUGCAAUUUAUCAACUUGUGUCAUUGUUCGUAAUCAAGCAUUCUUCAAGAAUGCGCAAAAACGCGUCUUCUCUGAUAAUUCGUUGUUCACACCCAUCACCUUCCUGUUUUUCGCUGUCUUUUUUUUAAUAUUCUGUCUCAUGUUUUUCUUCAUUCUCUUUUUUGCAUUUCACCUCUUUUUCAAGCCGAAACUUUUAGCUUCUCUCCAAAACAAAAAUGCGAAUAAUCAGGUCCUAGAAUAUUGCAGAAAUUUCUGGUAUUCGUAAGUAUUCCGUACAAAAAGUUUCAAUUUCUUAACUUUUUGAUGAACGCAGCGACAAGGAAAGUUUAUAAGAUGACUUGUGAUAUUUUGAAAGAUUUUUUGCGAAAAAGUUUAAGAAAAUCAAACUCACACGAGAUAAAGGCGUUCCAAAUUCAAAUGUAGGCAUUUUCGAACAGCUCUCAGGACGUGACCAAUCGAAAAUAUCAUUUUUGCUUCUCAGUUCAUUGAAUUUUCAAAAUCAGUAUUUUUUUUCGAAUAUUUUUCAACUUUUUCGCUAGUUUCCCUAUUUCUUGUUGAUGCCGAAAGAGUGAAUACACUUUUCUUUUAUAGUUUUUAUUUUUUUCUAAUUUUCGAUCACGCGUGAAAUAAUUCUCAAGUCGAAAUCGUAGAAACCUUAUUAGCGUGAAGUUGUGAAGGCUUUGACUUCCCAGACUCUUUUCGAGUACAUCGAAGAUCAAUUAUAAAGGGAAAAACAGAAUUACUGUGCUUUUCAAACCUUUUCAAUGAAUACUUUCAAAAAUAAUAUUACACUUACUACACUAGCAAUGAAUAAUUCUAAUUGUUUUUCCCAUAGAAUUUGAAUAAGGCCGCAUCUCGUGCAAAACUCCGUGCAACGCCUCCCUCUCGCCUCCAAGCUCCGCCCAAUCCAAAAUGAAAUGUCCUUUGCCCUCUGCCAUCUUUUCGUUUUAAUUUUGCCUGCUCGUUUGGUUUGGACCAAUAGGAAGGUGUCCGAUAUCAAAUGAGCGAAUUUCGUUGAUUGAACUCUAAUUUCUCUCAUCAUUCGUAAUUCACCUGAUUGGGUCAGCUUUUCGAGUCUGAAGUUCAGAAUGUAGAAAUUUCUUCAAAUUUCUCUACGGGUCUGUGGAAAUCCAUUAUAGUCGCCACCUGCAGUUUUGGAAAUGUCACAUUUUUGGCUCUGUUGAACAUCUGAUAGUCCGAGAAAAAUUUGAAACUUGAGAUUGUUUUUCGUUUUUAAUUGAAAUCAUGCUCUUUUCCUUACAAAGUUCAAGGUCUAAUUAAGACUAAUCAACUUAUUUCUUCUUGCCGAUUGAAAAAAAAGGAUUCUAUGCAACCUCAAUUUCUUAUCUCUACAGUAGUCUAUCAGUUUGUCAGACGCUUGAUAACAUUUUUUGCCGUCGUUAUCGGGCAAGCCGUUCCUAGAUAACAUUUCAGUUUCAAAAAACACCUGGAGAGUUUCAGAGUGGCAAACUGGCGGGGCGAACUUGCUCUCAGAGCAGCUCGCUGGCGACCGUCGUCGAGAAUCUUCCGCUCACCUACAACAUGGACACAAAAAGUCUCGAUAGAACGCCUUCUGUCGGCUCAGAACCGGUUCCUGCUUCUUUUGGUGUGGUUUACUGUUUCUAUUUACAUCAAAAUUUUUUUUUGGAAAAAGUUAUUGCCAACCGGUUUGAACUAUACUUCACAUGAUUCUGAUUUUUUUUGUUGCUUCAAACGGAGGAAGCUCAAAAAUUUGCUGAAAUAUCUUUCACCAAUUUUUGGGCAGUAUGUCUUGAUCGCGCUUUCAAGAGCACUUUUCCGUUAUUGAUUCACUAUAAAGAUUUUUACUUUUUCUUUUAGACGCCCUGAUACCAUGACAGAAGUUGGAAAUUUGGCAUGAUCGCUGAAAAAAACUUUAAAAGCUCGAAAUUCCAAACCACCGUGAAAAAAGAUUUUUUACAAAAAUAAUUGUUUGUGACUGAAAAUGAAAAAAAAAAUUCAAAUCACUCGACAGAAAUUUUAAAAUCUGGAACAUACAUAUAUUUCGAAAUCAUAGCCAUGCCAUACCGUUCAAAAACAAGACAAAGAUUUAUCGAAAACGAGUUUUUCUAAAUUCGAAUCUUAGAUCUGCCAUAGUUUUUUUUUUUCGUAACCAUCUUUCAAAUUUUUUUUUCUAGAGCGCCCAUUCCGCCGAGGACACAUCAGGCGGAGUUCUUACGAAUCUGCCCAGAUCCAGCUGAACUUCGCUCGGAGGGUCACAACCUCCAAUGGGACUCCUGCCCUUGCUCCUUCGGAAGCUUUGUACGUUUUUUUUUUUCAUGUUGAACAUUGAUGAUCGAAACUUAAUCUAAUUAAUUAAGAAAACUUCUACAUAAACAUUGCCAUUUGUUUACGAGAGUGUAAUUAAAUUCUUAUGAUCUUGUUGAUUGGUCUCAAUAUUCAGAGGAUUUCGCAGUUCUUUUGUUGAGAUUUCCGAAGAUCAAUAAAAACAGUUUUAAAAAAAAAAAACUGAUGAUUCGCAAUUUAUCAAAAUUUAAGAACUUGAAAAGACAUUUUUCCCAAAGUUUUUCAACCGGCCUUUAAUUCGAAUUGAUUCAUUUCUGACAUCGUAAGGGAACUGGAAAGAGUGUUUUUCUUGGCAAGUCUUAGAAGCAUCUGUUGCAACAUAAUCCGCCGAGUUUGAGUGCGAGCGUAAAAACCUAAACAUACGCUGGGUCAGGCCGCUUGCACAGCAACAGACGUUCUACUAUAGCUUUUUUUGUUUUUUUCUGAGGACUACACGAAGCAAAUUAUACGAUGCGUGAAGAAGAGGGGUUUAUAUCAAAGUUGAUUCGUUUAGGAAGUUUGCCGUCUCAAAAAAAUCUGUUAAACCUCUUUUUUUAUUACAGCAAAUAAAUAAUUUACAGAAUCUUUCAAAGCCCUAUUACUCAAAAAUAAAAAUGAAACUAUUUCUAAUUACUUGUUCCAAACAAGUCAAUUCAAAAAAAUUCAAUACAAUAUUCAAGUAUCAUUUUCCAAUUUAGCGGCAAAUCCAUUUUCCACAAAAAAACUUCAUUUUGACAUAUUGACCGGUCCGAAUUUAUUGCAUCUUAUUUGUAAACCAAAAGUUUUACUUUAGCGUUUCGGGGUAAUAUAUUCUUAACUUAACGACUUGAAAAAAAAGACGGUGGUACAAGCUGGCAAGGUCGUCGGGAAAUAAAAACGACCAUGAAAUAUAACGGCUCGUCGCCCUCAUCUCAUGCAGUUUACAAUCCUCAAUAAACAAUUUUUGGAAUGUUGCCUCGUUUAUUAGACCCUGGAGCAUAUUCCUGCCGUACACUCUGAAAGGCUGUGUGUAUUAUUAGAAAGCUUUGGCGGUGUUAUAGGGACCACUCAAAACGUAAUCCAUCAAAAGUCUCGCAUUUGUAAACAUACGAUUGCUUUUGCGUUUUGGAAACGUGCUAAUGGAAUUCUGGGGACGAGCUAGGGUUCUCGCACUUUUAACGUUCUUAUUUUUAAAUGAUGAACAUAGUUAUCAGACAAAAAAACAAAAAAAUAGUUUUUUAAUAGAUCUUCAUUUUCUUAGAAGGUUCUUUUGUGAUAGAAAUAAGUAGAAUUGUAAAGUUAAAAAAUUUUUUUCAGUGGCAAAUCACGAUUCUGUAAAUCUUCGAUUGAAAGAAUUCGUUCUUGUCAUAACUGAGAAGGUGCUUCUAUUCAUAAUAAAAAGGCCUGGAAAUUUGAAAUAAUAUGAAAGGCUGGGGAAAGCAGCAAAAAUCUCCGACCCGAAGAAAAAAAGAGAUCUAGCCUGUUUUGGACUAUUUUAGACCCUCUACUUAAAAAAAUAUUGGUUUGAAAAGUUUAGGACUCUCAGCGGGUCAAUUAUAAAAAAAGUUUCGGCUGAGAUUCAAUAAACUCAAAGCUUUAAAUUUGAAGAACUUCAUGUUGGCUAGAAAAAAAGAAAUCGAUCCGCAGAUCCAAAAAAAUUUAUUUAUUUUUUUGAAGUGAAGUGAAUAUAAAACAUAAGAGUUUAUUGGCAGGAAAACUUUCUUGCGUGAGAGGUUGUAAAAGUUGGAUGACUAUGACAAGUGAGUGGUAAAUUGACGGGCAUGUGGAGGGGACAUGAUGGAACCAGUCGACCGACGGCGAUUGAUCUCGCUUUGAGGAGCGCCGUGGGCUUCCUUUCGUUCCGUUUUCUCGCCACGUCGAUCUAUCGCUCCAUUUGGCAUCCUUUCAACCUUCAAUGGUUUUCUGUACCAUGUUGAAAAACAACUUUUUAUUUUUUGAAGGCCUAUGGAAUAUUUUUUUCUCCAUCAAAAAGUUGAAAUGAAUUUUUUUAUUAAAAUUUUUCAAAGACUCAUUAUAAUUAUGAAAGUUUCUUGUUUGAGGAACUUUUCUAAAUAUCAACAGAUUCACCAUGGGGGAAAGAAAUCUUUUUUAGAAGAUGGGUUCAGUACUGGUGAAUUUUUAAUCAUACUUGUUUUCCAGCAAAUCUUGAUGUGUUUUUUCAAAGAGCGCAAAAGUUGUUAUGAUUUUUUCUCAUGUCAUCUUAUAACUUUGCCCUUUUGUAUGGUCGAAAUCAGAAAUUGAAAGAGUAAUAAGAGUUCAUACAAAAACUGGAUAAAAAAAAAUUCCAUGAGCACAAUAAAAAAUAAGUGGCAGUUUUAUUCCAACUUCUUGUUGCAGGUGCAGCGAAGAAGCGAUUUGCUCCCUUCACUUGAACCCUAAAGGCACUGACUGUUCUUCAAGUUCUAGCGAUCCUGAGCAAUUGGAUUCUGGUCUCGGUUGUACAGGUGAUCAACAAAAAACUAACGAAAACAAACGUUUCUAUUUUCAGAAACAGAUUCGAAGAGAUCCUCCCUUGAUAGAAGGAGUGAACUUUCUGAUUUCGACGAACCUCCAAUCAAGCCGGAGACGUCCAAAAGUCGUUUUCUCAAUUUUUCAAGGUUUUUCAAAUUUUUUAUUUUUGAAUUAUUGGAAAGUCUAGAAACCUUUUCUCACGAGGAAAUAAGGUUGAAAAAAACCCGGAUGGAAAAUGUUCGGGGGCAAACAAAAGGACACUGGCGUCGUCCAUACAACUGGUCUCAUUUUGGAGGAACGGCCCAGGUAAAUUGUCAUGAUACAGUCUUUUCAGAAAUCCUUGUUUCUAUGUUUUCUGAUAUAACCCAACAUGAUACUGAAAAAACUUCCCGCUUUUUUCAUUUUAAGAGCUGACCAAUUCUCCGAACAGUCAAGAAGAACUUUUAAAAAUACCUCGAAGUUUUUGAAAAUCAAGAAACUCAAAAUUUCAGCGGACUUCCUUCAAAAUCAGCCGAAGAAGCAGCUCAUCACAAGCAGCUUUAUUUUGAUAUUAUCGAGCAGGUUUUCGAAUAUUCAGUCUUGAGCAAGUUCAAAUUGGCGUUUAGGCCAAGAAAAAGGAGCAAAGAGCUGAAAAGGACCGAAGGCAAGCGAAAGCAGAACAAAAACGCCUCGAAGAGCAAGCCGCAGCUGCGUGUAGAGUCUGGACGGAACAGAUUCUUCCAAAAUGGUCUGAAAUGUGAGAUUUUGAUGGAAACAAAAGCAAUUGCAUGAUUUUUUUUUUUGCAGGAAAGACACCAAAAGAUGUCGUGAACUCUGGUGGCAAGGCAUUCCAGCCAAAGUUCGUGGAAGAGUCUGGUCUUUGGUUAUCGGAAACGACUUGGAAAUUACCGAAGGUAUCGCUAAAGUGAUAAAAAAAAUAUAAGGAAUGAUAUUUAAUAUUAUAAUCAACCUAGUGAUUGCAAGGAACAGAAAUGGAUGAAGGUUAUUGAAAUUAAAUGUACCUGAGAUUGACCAAAAGAUGUGAAUAUUUCAGUAAAGGCUCUAAUAAAGUCAAGUAUAGAACUUUUUCAGUCAACAGAACACAUGUAAAUAAACCUCGAAGAAAAAAAAGUUGAUUUCAGAAUUCUACAAGUCUUUGAUCGACAAAGCCGAGAAGUACAUUGCUGAGCAGAUGCUCAAAGAGGCAAUGGUAAAAAAAAACAGAUGGAGCCGAAAAAAAGGAAAAAUUCAGAAAAGCGAAAUCGCCAUGGACUCGCCAAUAAUCCAGAUCGGACUCGAUGCGUCGAGAACUUUCCCAAACCUGGGGAUAUUCCAACGAGAUGGCCCUUAUUACACGCCCCUUAUGAAUCUAUUAGGUUUUUUCUUAAUUUUUUUUAAUUUUUAGAGUUAAAUGCUCAUUUUUGAAGAAAGAGUCAAAAAAAUGAGUAUUUUAUAGAUAAAACCAGUUUUUUCAGCCGCCUAUGCAAUAUUCCGACCCGAUGUUGGAUACGUCCAAUCCAUGGCUCUAAUUGCUGCCGUCCUUCUUAUUCAGAUGGAGCCUUUUCCGGCUUUCGUAGCCUUUUCAAACCUUUUGGAGCGUCCUCUUCAGGUGAACAAUCGAAAGAAUUACUACAAUUAGGAGCUUCAAAGUUACUGACAGUUGGCCGAAACGCAAAAAAAACCCUCGAGAGUUUAGUAUUUGACGGUGGUGCGAGAAAUAGUACUAUCUAGUGAAGUUUGACAAAAAUCUUGAAUUAAGAAUGAAUAUUAAUAUUUUUAAAACCAAUUUCGUGUUUCAGAGCGCAUUUUUCGGCUUGAAGCAACCACAGAUGACGGAAUAUUUUAUCGCAUAUGAUCGAUAUUUGGAACAAGAACUACCUGCCCUCCAUCAACAUUUCGAUAAAUUAGACGUCCGACCAGAUCUUUACCUCAUUGAAUGGUAUUAGUUAUUCUUGUAAAAAUCUUCAAAAAGCGUUUUUUUCAGGAUUUACGCGAUGUUCUCAAAAUCUUUGCCUUUGGAUGUCACUUGCAGAGUUUGGGACGUUUAUUUCCGAGACAAUGAGGAAUUUAUGUUCAAAACAGCUCUAGGUAAUUUCAAAUUUUAUAGAGGAAAAAAAGUUUUUUUGUUCAAGGCAUUUUGCGCAUGUACGAGACCAAGUUACUCGCGAUGGACUUUGACGAUUCUGUCGAGUUUCUGACAAAACUUCCAGAAACUCUGUUGGGAUCUGAACUUUUCCGUAAUACGGAGCAGUUCAUGAGACCCUACAAUGGAGAAUCAUCUCGCUCGAAAAAGCGUUUUUCUCAGGUAUUUUGGGGGAACAUAGAACGAACGGUUAACAAAAAUUUGCACUGAACAUUAAAGUUUUUUUCUGCGAGUGAAAAACAGAAUUUGAAAGAAGAUUGAAAUUUAUAGUGAACAUCAAAAUGAAAAAAAACAUUUUCCAGAAAAAUUGGUCCUUUUUUCUUUUUAAAUUGGUCUGAAGUCUCAUUUUUUCACAUUUUUCAGAAUGAACGUUUUCGAUCUAUAAAUUAUUGCACUGCUCCUAGCAAGCCUGAAAGCCAAUUUUUUUAAACAAAGCUUGCAAACUUCAAGAUUUUCUUCAAGAUUUUUUUAAGAGUGUUUUGACCAAGUUUCAAUCGAUAAAAAUUCAAUUAAUAGGGCGAUUUUUCUUCUCGUACAAAUGAAAUCCUCUAUGUUCUCAGAUUCUUCAAGAAAUCGAUGAAAGAGUGAAUCCUGGAGGAAGCGCUGCCCGAACUCAGAUCAACAACAACGUCCAAGGCCUCAAAAUGAGUAAAAGCCUCAGUGGAUUUAUUGGAGACCUUUUAUCUACUCCCCCACAAUAA
This is a messenger RNA of Caenorhabditis auriculariae, 8682 nucleotides long. NCBI's taxonomy places the organism in Eukaryota, Metazoa, Nematoda, Chromadorea, Rhabditida, Rhabditidae. The record is from the annotation of a GenBank genome assembly.